ACAUGGUCACAUUAUCUCUUGUUCUGCUUCUGCUUUCAGUCCAGUGGUCCUGGGCUCAGGAAGACCCUCUUCUGCCUUUCUCUGAACACCUGGACCUCGAGCACAAGGUGCAGCUGAAAUGGGGAUUUGAUGAGAUCCAGGGCUCUAUCUUGUUCGAGCUCACGGUCAACACCAGCGGCUGGGUCAGUUUUGGCUUCAGCCCCAAAGGAGGAAUGACUGGAGCCGAUAUCGUCAUCGGAGGAGUUGGACCCAAAGGCAGUUACUUCACGGAUCGUCAUGCUGUGGGGAAUUCAAUACCUGUGGUUGACCAGCAACAAAACUACAAACUCCUGUCUCUGACCGAGUCUGAUGGGAAAACAGUCAUGAAGUUUCAGAGGUCCAUCGGUUCCUGUGAUGACAAUGAUUUACCCAUCACUAAUCUCCCCAUGAAGCUGAUCUAUGCGUACGGGCAGACGGAUGACAUCACGUACCACAGCACCCGAAGAGGCACAAAGGAGCUGAACCUGUUGAAGUACAUGCCUCGGGUCAACCCUCCAAACACCAACUUUUUUGACCUAACUAUGGUCAAUUUUACUGUACCAGCCACCCAAACUCACUAUCACUGCAAGAUCAUGAAAGCCCCAACAUUUGAUCGCAAACAGCACAUUUAUCGUAUUGAGCCGUUUAUCACAAACUUUGACCUCGUGCAUCAUCUGCUGCUGUACCGCUGCCCUGUGAGCAUGACCGAGGCGUUUGAGACGGAGUGUUAUACUGGGAAUGAUGGAGAGUGUAUGCAGACCGUGGCUGUGUGGGGAGUUGGCGGAGGGGCUUUUGAAUUUCCUGAGGUGGCAGGACUUCCAAUUGGAGGAAAUGUUGGGGAUUUUUUCUACAGGCUUGAAGUGCAUUACAACAACCCCAAUAAAAGUGCAGGUCGAGUUGAUAACUCAGGUCUGCGAUUCUAUUACACAUCUGAACUCCGUCAGCACGACGCAGCUGUUCUGAUGACAGGGCUUGCUGUGGCCCCUGGGUACGCCAUCCCACCCAAAGCCAAAUCCUUCCUCACGUACGGCCUGUGUGACACUGCUUAUAUUCCAACGGUUCUGGAGACGCCACAUGAUCUUCAGGUGUUCUCUGUGAUGCUGCACACACACUUAGCUGGGCGGAAGGUGCGAGUCGGACACUUCAGAGGAGGUAAACAGAUCGAUCUUCUAGCUGCGGAUGAAAACUAUGAUUUUGAAUAUCAGGAAGUGACAAACUUGGGUAAAACUAAGACAGUGAAGUUGGGUGACAAAUUGCUGGUGGAGUGCACCUAUAAUACUGAAAUCCGCAGCACACUCACAUGGGGUGGACUCUCAACUUCAGAGGAGAUGUGCUUGGCCUUCCUCUUCUACUAUCCAGCUAUGAAUCUGAGCACCUGUAUAAGCUUCCCUAAUGUAACAUCUUUAGGACCUGCGAUGGGAGCAACAGAUGCAGCUACUUGGCUCAAUAUGAUGUUCACGAAGACUUGGAAUGACACAUCUAUCAAUCAAUACCAACAAACACUGAGGAGAAUCGACCAACACGUCAUAGUCGUAAACUCAUUUAACAACGGAUCGUACAAUAAAGGGACACUUCCUGAUCUCAGUGUCAUCCCGUCUGCACCCUGCAUGAGCAACAGUGCCACCAAAAGUCUUGCUUUGCCAUCGCUGCUCCUCUGUUUGGCAGUGCAGUGGGCGUCCUUUUGAAACAUUAAUGAAAAACAGAACUGAUGUAACUUGUUCUUUCAUUGUCUGAAUAAAUACCAAUAAUUUUAAGAGAGUAAAAACUCCUGGCUCACAGGGACAAAAUUGUUAAGCAAGCUAUAUGUAACUUUUAUUUUUUAAUAAAUCAUUAGAUGGAAAUGGACUUUACACUUUACUUUUAUUACU
This is a messenger RNA of Onychostoma macrolepis, 1886 nucleotides long. RefSeq names its product DBH-like monooxygenase protein 2 homolog. Lineage: Eukaryota; Metazoa; Chordata; Actinopteri; Cypriniformes; Cyprinidae. The coding region runs from base 3 to 1703 and encodes 566 amino acids. Gene Ontology annotation, cellular component: secretory granule membrane. The record is from RefSeq and is a predicted model, not a curated record. Gene Ontology annotation, biological process: octopamine biosynthetic process; dopamine catabolic process; norepinephrine biosynthetic process. The transcript is spliced from 13 exons. Gene Ontology annotation, molecular function: copper ion binding; dopamine beta-monooxygenase activity.